Paraglomus brasilianum is the source of this 194-nucleotide messenger RNA. The record is from the annotation of a GenBank genome assembly. NCBI's taxonomy places the organism in Eukaryota, Fungi, Glomeromycota, Glomeromycetes, Paraglomerales, Paraglomeraceae.
AUGAAAGACUGUGACGGGAAGGAUCGUGAAGAAUGCUCUGAAGAAGGUUGUGGCUGUACGGAGUUCGAUCCAGUUGACAGUGGUAAGAUGGUUUGUUUGUGCAGCCAUCGUGCUGCUAAACAUAACAAAGUCGCUGCAGCUGCAAAGCCAUUCUUCGGUCGUAUUGCAAAACCAACUCAAGGAGGCGAUGGAAG